This is a messenger RNA of Podospora anserina S mat+, 1893 nucleotides long. RefSeq lists its product as uncharacterized. The transcript has 3 exons. Gene Ontology annotation, biological process: regulation of cyclin-dependent protein serine/threonine kinase activity; mitotic cell cycle phase transition. The record is from RefSeq and is a predicted model, not a curated record. Gene Ontology annotation, cellular component: centrosome; nucleus; cyclin-dependent protein kinase holoenzyme complex. NCBI's taxonomy places the organism in Eukaryota, Fungi, Ascomycota, Sordariomycetes, Sordariales, Podosporaceae. Gene Ontology annotation, molecular function: cyclin-dependent protein serine/threonine kinase regulator activity. The annotation marks the transcript as partial.
CCUCAGCGCCCUCUGCGCAUCUACCAAGCCGCCCCUCCUAUCACCGAGCACAUCCAUUCUAACAAGCCCUCCUUGCACCAGCGAAACAAGUCCGUUGGCACCGUCAAGAUUAUGGCCAACACGGGUGCCCUCAACGCUCCUCCCAAGAGAGUCAUCCUCCACGAUUUGAGCAACACCAAUCGCCCCUUGGCCGACGAGCCCAUCGGUAAGGCUGUUCGCGCUCGCGCCAAGUCGGUUGUUAAUGCUGCCGCUCCUACUGUCGCCGGAGCCGGUCGCAACGACGAGAAGGAGAACCACCAGGUUGCGCCUGCUCCGGUUGCAAAGUCCUACAACGUGGCUCCGGUCGAUGUCACAAAGCCCACCGCUCGUAACGCCAACAGCCUCAACCAGCAACGUCCCGUCGGCGCCCUUGCCCAACCUCCUCUGAAGAAUGGUGUUCCCAGGAACAUCAAGCCCACCAUGAUCUACAGAGACAGCAAUGAGCAGGAAGUUGCCGGUCGUGUCGAGCUUCUUACCAACGUUGACGAUCUGGUUGCCAUGGUUGACAAGCAGAUUAAGCGCCCGCGUCAAUACAAGAGCCAGCCAUCCUUGAAGGCAGAGCAGGCCUCCCAGAAGCCGACCCAGUCCAAGGCUGCGGUCCAGACCGAGAAGCUCGCCGAGCUCGAUGACGAGAGCGAUUUCGACGACAAUGUUACCGAGGCGGCUUACGAGGACGCCGUGGAGCAGAUUUCGUACGACACCGCCGGCAUUGGCAACCGCAAUCUGGUUGAGCUCGAGUCCGAUGUGUCCGUUUCCAUCACGCAGGUGGCCAAGUCCCUUCCCACAGCUGAGGAGGACGAGUAUUCGGACGAGGAUCACUCGGGUGUUUACGAGGAUCAUGGAUACACGACAGCCCACUCCUAUCGGUCUCAUGGGGACAACACCACGGGCGGACUGACCACCAUGGUAGCUCCUGCUUCCAGCCUCAAUGCGCAGAGAGAGCUUGCCAUUGCCAAGGACUGGGUUCUUUCUACUCAGACGGAGGAAGAGAUUGAGGAAGAGGCCUGGGACGUGAGCAUGGUGGCCGAGUAUGGCGAAGAGAUCUUUGCUUACAUGAGACAGCUCGAGAAUUCCAUGGUCCCCAAUCCCCACUACAUGGAUAACCAGACCGAAAUCCAGUGGUCGAUGCGCGCAGUUCUUAUGGACUGGUUGAUUCAGGUACAUCACCGGUUUUGCCUGCUCCCCGAGACGCUGUUUCUCACCGUCAACUACAUUGACCGCUUCCUAUCGGUCAAGAUUGUCUCGCUCGGCAAGCUCCAACUUGUCGGCGCCACGGCCCUCUUCGUUGCCGCCAAGUACGAGGAGAUCAACUGCCCAUCAGUCCAGGAAAUUGUGUACAUGGUCGACUCGGGCUACAACGUGGACGAGAUCCUCAAGGCGGAGCGCUUCAUGCUUAGUAUGCUUCAGUUUGAGCUCGGCUGGCCCGGUCCCAUGAGCUUUCUGCGUCGCAUUAGCAAGGCUGAUGAUUACGAGUUGGAGACUCGCACUCUGGCCAAGUAUUUCUUGGAGGUCACCAUCAUGGACGAGCGCUUUGUUGGCAGCCCUGCCAGCUACAUUGCCGCCGGUGCCCACUGCAUCUCUCGCAUGUUCCUUGAGAAGGGCGAUUGGCUCAAGCCACUCAUCAACAUGAUGUUUGAAUGCUGCCGCGAGCCUCGCAAGCACCACAGCGCCGUCUAUGAUAAAUACUCGUCCCCCAAGUACAAGAACGCCUCGACCUAUGUUGAGGCCAAGAUGCUUCGUGGGGUUACGCUGUCCUACCUCUACAGCGCCAUGGCCGAGGCCGCGAGCUCGUCGGGCUCCGAGUGUGAGGCCUUCCGCGCCAACCACCACUUGCCUGUUGCCCUUGAGGCCUAA